This is a messenger RNA of Dictyostelium purpureum, 3329 nucleotides long. RefSeq lists its product as uncharacterized. Bases 1 to 3288 code for a protein of 1095 amino acids. The record is from RefSeq and is a predicted model, not a curated record. The transcript is spliced from 2 exons. Gene Ontology annotation, molecular function: DNA binding. Gene Ontology annotation, cellular component: nucleus. NCBI's taxonomy places the organism in Eukaryota, Evosea, Eumycetozoa, Dictyosteliales, Dictyosteliaceae.
AUGAGUUCUACCACACUUAAAAGAAAAAAACCACAAACAAACAAUGAUAAUAAUACUGUAAUAACUAUAGAUGGAGAUGAUGAUAAUAAUAAUAUAAGUUCAGCAGAUAAUACUAUAGAUAAUAAAAACAAUGAUAAUAAUAGCAAUGAUUAUAAUAAUAACGAUAUUGAUAAUAAUAAUAAUAAUAAUGUCAAUGACCAUAUCAAUAUAGAUAAUGAAAACAAUAUUGAAGGUGAAAAGAAAAAGAGAAAACCUUACAAAAAAAGAAAAACAGAUGGAAAUGAUAAUAAUGAUGAAGAUAAAGGCACAGAUAUAUCAAAACCAAAAAAACCAACUGCAAAAAAAGAAUCCAAAGCCAAAGCUAAAAAAUCAAAUGAAGCUAGCAGUAAUGCACUUUUAAAUUUUUUGGGUCAUUCUACAGCAACAACAACAUCAACAUUAACAAAUGAAGAAAUUAUUCACAAUAGUAACAACAACAAUAAUAAUAAUAAUGAACAAAACAAAGAAUCACCAAUGUCACCAUUAUCAGAUGACUCCUCCAAACCAUUACAUCCAUUUUUUGGUGAGACAGAUAAAAAAAUUAAAAAAAAGGCUCAAAAAAUUCUGAAUGAACAACUUUUCGAAGAGAAAUUAAAAAACAAGGUUGGUAAUGUUCCCGAUAUGUUUUUAAGUAAACAAGAAAAAGACGAAAUUUUUACAAGAAAUGAACAAGAAAAGUUUAGAAAUGAAAUUAUAAAAACCAAUCAAGAUUAUGAUAAGAUGUACUCAAAUAAACCAAUUCACCCAUUCUUUUUUGCACCAGUUACCAAACCUCAACCAACUUUAACAACAGUAAUCGAUGGUGAAAUUAUAGUUUUAGAUGAUGACAACCACAGUUUUAAACCAAAAUACACUAUUCAAAGACUAUUGGAGUUCCCAGUUGAUGAUCAACAUAUAGGCCACUAUAAUAUUAAUGAUGACCAAGAUAUUUCAAAAAAACCAAUGGAUCCAACAUUACUGAGAAGGUUUAAAGCAUCAGUCUCAAAAAAAGAAUCACCAGACUACAGCAGUAUGGUUAUAUCAAGAAAUGAAUUAAUUCAGAACUUUUCAAAUAUUUUAGAUAUCAUCGAAAGAAAUGAAUCUCUAUUAUCCCAAUCAUCGCACUCCAUUGAUUCAUCUUUUAUUGAACCAUCACAAUCAUCCCAAUCAUCACAAUCAUCACAACCAUCCCAGCAAUCACUCCAACUACCCUCACCAAUAUACCAACAACAGGACUUCAUAGAUAUUACAUCCUCCCCAAUCUCACAGUCUCAAUCCCAACAACAACAGCAACAACCAAUUGUUGAAGAUAAAUUAUUUGAAAUAUUAUUUAACUAUUUUAAAAACUAUAAUGAAAUUAUUACAGUCGAUGAUAUAAAAUACUACUAUAAUGAAUUUAAUACAUAUAAUAAAAGCAAUAACAAUAACAAUAACAAUAACAAUAACAAUAACAAUAACAAUAACAAUAACAAUAGUCUAUUAAAAAACAAAUAUCAUUUACCAACAGAUUUUUUACUUUUUAAUAAAGUGAAUGAAGAAAUUAUAACGUUUUUCGGCGAUUGGAUGAAAGGGUGGAAAGAUAAAUUAGAAUUGAAAAAGAAAGCAACAAAAAAAAAAAAGGAUGAUAUACUGGAUUCAUCCAUUUUAAUUGUUGGUCCACAUGGUUGCGGCAAAAGCUCGUUGGUUGCAAACAAAGCAUAUCAAUACAACUUUACAAUUUUAGAAACCAAUCCAUCAAAUAAAAGAAGUGGCAGAGCGACCAUCGACUAUUUAGGUGAAGCAACUCAAUCAAAAGCAUUAAAUAUCAAUAAAAAGAAAACGAAUGAAGAGAUUCAAAGGGAAUUACAAAAACAACAAGAGCAGGAACAAGAGCAACAAGAAAAAAAGAAGAGAGGUAGAAAAUCUUUAAAAUCAUCCAACUCAUCCACUUUAUCAUCAUCACAAAAUUCAAUAACGAACGACGAUGAAUUUAAUAAAAACUUAAUUUUAUUUGAAGAAGUUGACAUCCUAUAUGAAGAUGAUAAAGGCUUUACAAAUUCAAUUUCGUCAUUAUUAAACUCCACCAAGGUUCCAAUCGUUUUAAUUUGUAAUGAAAUCAACUCAUCAAUAUCGAAACUGGUCAAUGAUAGCGGUAUCAUUACUCUCUAUAUGGCAAAACCAUCGAGUUUAUCAUUAUCACUUUACUGCUGCUUUAUUUUAAUUAACGAAGGUAAACAUCAUAUAUUGGAAGAAAUGAUGGAUAAACUUGAUAUUUGCUCAUUCAUCGAGAAUAAUGACUGUGAUAUUAGAAAAUCAUUAAACAAUUUAGAAUUUAUAUUUAAAAACAAUGAUAAUUAUAGUAAUAAUAAUAACCUAAAUUUAACAUUUUAUAUGUUUAAUAACUUAUUAAAAAAAUAUAAUAAUAACUUUUUAAAUCUAUUAUUUAAUAACAAUAAUAGUACCAUAAAUAAUAAUAAUAAUAAUAAUAACAACACAAAUAAUAAUAACGAUGAAAUAUGCCCUAUAGAACUAUUCAAUGACAGGUUUGACGUAUUAAAUUUCUCAUUAGAAGAUUUUGAUAUUGAUUUGUAUUUUAAUAACUUUUUACAAUUUAUAAUAAAUAAUAAUAUUUACAAUAAUAGUAAUAAUAAUAAUAACAAUAGUAAUAAUAAUGAUAAUAAUAGUUUACCACAAGAUACAAAUUAUAUAAGUUUCGAAGAUAUAUGGAAAAUAUCUGAUGAUUUUUCAACAAAUGAUGUUUUAUUAAAAAGAAAUUUCCCAUAUGAACCAUCAAAUAAAACUGAUGAUGUUGAAUUAUUCGAAAUUGUAGAAAACUCACCAACAUUUAUUGCAUCACCAGAAUCAAUCCACAACGAUGACUUUUCAUAUAAAAACUAUUUUCCAAAAUCAUUGGACUAUGAGAUACCAACAGCAAUUUCAAUCGAAUCAAUUAAUUGUAAUUUAUUAAAACCAUUGUCAUAUAACAACAGCAGCAAUAUCAACUAUGAUGGCGGUAUCAAUACACUAACUAUUAAACAUCAAUAUAAACAAAUUAAGAAAACACCUAUUGAAGAUAACCACUUUAAAGGAAUUAUAGAUAAUCUAUCUCUUAUAAAUGGUUAUAUUACAUCCAGUAAAUUGUUUGUCGAAUAUACACCAUUUCUAACAGACAUUUGUUCAUCCGAACUAGAAAGACAAUUAAAUAAUCCAAAAAGAGGCGGUCGUUUCAAACAUUAUUUAGAUUUAACCGAUGAUCAAGUUGAUGUUAUUUUAAAAUACAAAAUAAAAUAAAACAAAAUAUUUAUAUUAAUAAUAUAAAUAUAUAUUUAAAC